AUGUCAAUAGCAAUCUGGCCUCGCCUGUCCCCAGAGGACCUGCUUCAAAAGAAGCAGGAAUCGCUCAGACGCGAGCUCGAAUGGAUUGUCACGGAGACCCACGCCGUCCUCAAGGACGUCCGCUACGGCCUGCAAGAAUGCUACGCCCUCCUGGCCCCCAUCGACCCGGGCAGCACCCUCGUCAUGAGCACGCAGCGUAACGAACGCGUAAAGGGGACGGUGACGCGGGUCGGCACGCGGAUAGUCAAAGGGACAAUCCACCUCCAGCUCCGAACCCUCCCAACCCAGACCCUUACCCUCGACCCCUCGCACCCGAUUCACAUCGCCGCGCUCGAGACGGUUCACACCCACCUCACCGAGUGCCUCGACCUCCUCUCCCUCACAGACAGCCCGUCCCCCUCCACGAACCCCACGCAGCUCGCCGCCCAGCUCCGCAUCAUCGCCGCCUCCCUCGCCGAGUCCUCCUCCCUCCUCAAGGGCCCGUCCCCCAACCAGUCCGACCCUCGCUGGCAGACCGACUCGUGCCCCCCCAUCCACUUCACCCCGCCCCUAGGCCCCAGCGUCAGCUUCCACCUCGGCCUGCAGGAAUCGAGCCUGGUCCUCUGGCUGCGCGCUCUCGAACCCGUUGACACGCCGGUCCACUUUGGCACCAAGCUCGGCCUGGCGCUAGGCACCGUCCGCAGGCUCGAGCACGACGAGAUGGAUCGCCCGUUCCGCUUCACAUAUAGCACCGUGACGGACGGUGGGCAGAAGCACAAGCACGGCACCGGGCACCCGCGGAGCAGCGAGAGCACUCCCAGCGGGCUGGGUACCCCAUCCAGCAACGGCGAGGCCAACGAGGUUUACGUGCGGGAAAAGGUCCGCGUCGAAAGCCUGCCGGACCCCAACUUGAUGUCGCUAUCCUCCAAGCUGAUUGCGUUGGGCCAUACACUGGCCAGUGCUAGAAGGAACCUGGCAGCGGUCAUGGGCGAGGAGUUUGACGAAUGA
Colletotrichum graminicola M1.001 is the source of this 987-nucleotide messenger RNA. RefSeq lists its product as uncharacterized. The coding region runs from base 1 to 987 and encodes 328 amino acids. Lineage: Eukaryota; Fungi; Ascomycota; Sordariomycetes; Glomerellales; Glomerellaceae. The transcript has 3 exons. The record is from RefSeq and is a predicted model, not a curated record. Gene Ontology annotation, cellular component: RAVE complex.